UUCCUUAGCUAUUGCUUUGCCGGCUGCCAUUACAAGAGCACUGAUACAACUGUGUACUUCGAUACCUUUGUUUGAUAACUUGCUUGCUCACCUUGUCUCCAACCAUGGCCUUGGCUUUCGCUGGUAAAGCUGUGGCUGUCUCAGCUAUCUCUGCGAUUGUCCGCAAGUCUUUUGAAUACCUGGAGAAGUAUACAAAAGCAGAGGGGAUGAAGUCGGUGAAGGAGAAGCUGGAGAGGACUCUCCCACAGGUGCAAGUAGUCUUUGAUGCCAUUGAUAUGGAGCGGGUGAGGGACCAAAGCGAAGCGCUUGAUGCAUGGCUUUGGCAGCUCAGGGAUGCUGUCGAGGAGGCCGAGGAUGUUCUUGAUGAAGUGGAGUACUACAAGCUUGAGAGAAAGGUGAAAACUCGAGGUAAUAAGGCUAGCAGUUCUCUGUACAAGUGUAAGUGGAUGUUUAUCCAACAGUUUAGUACUAUGCUUAAGGUUGGUACUUUUAAGAGAAUGGUAGAUGCGAUGAGGAAACUUGCUGAGGUUGCUGCUACUGUGGAGCGUUUCGUACUACUCGUGGAUCGUUUUGAUCCAUCGAGUUUGAGGCACAUAUGUCAUCAGGAAAUCGGUAAUCCCCGGGAGACUAGUUCCUUCUUGGUUGAUGAAAAAAUACUUGGCCGUGACACCGAGAGGGAUCAGGUUAUUGAAUGGUUGGUCAAGCAAGGAAGCGAUGAUAUUCAAAAUCGUGAUGGUUGCAAUGUCUCCACUUACGCUAUAGUGGGCAUAGGAGGCAUGGGCAAGACGACACUAGCACAAGCAGUCUACAAUGACCAUAGAGUGAAGCAAUGUUUUGAUCAUAUUAUGUGGGUGUGUGUCUCCAGUGAUUUUGAUGUUCAUGGUCUGGCAAGAAAGAUCGCACAAGAAAUGACUGGACGAGGUACUGAUAUCACUUGUCUAAAUACACUUCAAGAGAUCAUCAGGAGGAAACUGAGCUUGAAGAAAUUUUUGCUUGUAUUUGAUGAUGUAUGGAAUGAUGAGAGAAGAAGUGACUGGGAGAAGUUAGUCGCCCCUCUAAAAUUUGGCCAAAAGGGUAGUAAAAUCUUAUUGACAACUCGAAUGCAAUCAGUUGUAAACAUUUUUGAAAGAGUAGUAGGAGAACGAACCAAGUCUCUGAUAUUGGGGGGUCUAGAUGAUAAUGAUCUUUUGGCACUUCUGAACAAACAUGCAUUUUUUGGAGUAAAUCCUGAUGAUCAUGUGAACUUGCAAGAUAUUGGAAAGAAAAUCAUUAAAAAGUUGAGUGGGAGCCCAUUAGCUGCAAAGGUAUUGGGUGGUCUAUUGAACAACUCUAUGGAUAGUAUAUACUGGAACCGAAUGUUAAAAGAAAAUAUCUCUACUAUUGAGCAUGGUAACGAAGGUGUCAUGAAGAUUCUAAGAUUAAGUUAUCAUCAUCUUCCCCCACAUCUACAGGCUUGCUUCAGAUACUGCAGCAUGUUCGAAGAAGAUUAUGAGUUCACGAAAGACUAUCUGGUCAAAUUAUGGAUGGGCUCAGGACUAAUCCAGCUAUCUGUAGAUGAAGAUCAUACGUUAGAGGAUGUGGGAGAGCAUUAUCUGGGCAUACUUGCAAGGAAGUCUUUCUUUGAGAUACAUUCAGGAGAUACCAGCAAAAUGAGUAACCUUGGUGAGUUUUCUCAUGAAUGCUAUGUGAUACAUGAUUUAUUGCAUGAGCUAGGGCGUACCAUGUCCAAAACAGAAUGUAUCAAUAUUUCCAGCUGUUAUUAUGGUAGUAUUCCAAGAACAGUUCGCCAUGCAAUAAUUACAGUGGAAAAUCGUAGAGUGUUCACAGAUUUCUCUGCACUAAACAAGCUGCGGACCCUUCUUAUAUCAUUUGAUGAAACAAUAAAGAAAAGGGAUCAGUGGGUUGCACUGCAAAAAGUGCUAAAAGUAGCAACAAAAUUACGGGUUUUGGGAGUAAACAGAUCCUCACUUUUAAAGCUGCCUGAUGCAUUUGGUAAUUUAAUGCACCUUCGUUAUUUGCAUCAUCGGGGGCCACUAAAGAAAGUGGCAAGAUAUUCAUUCUGGUGUCCUUGCUCUAUAUACAAGUUAUAUCAUCUCCAGAUGUUACGGGUGUAUAGAUGUUUGUUAGUAUCCUGGAGACUGGGAAAUUUGGUUAGUCUGAGAUAUCCAGACUUUUCUGGUCAAAUAAUUGGAGAUCCAACUUUUAUUGGACACUUAACUUCCCUUCAACACUUGCAUUUCGAUGUCCCACAUCGCUAUGGUUUCCUGGCACGUGAGCUUGAGCACCUAAAAGGUCUCCGUCAUUUAUAUGCCAGUGGGCUUGAAAAUGUCAAUGCACGAGAAGCUACUUUGGCUAAGCUGGGUGAAAAGGAAAAUCUCAUUAUGCUGUCACUCACUUGGCAGAGUAGCCAACUUGAAGCAGAUAGGGAGGAACGAGUACUCAAUAGCCUUCAACCUCACACAAAUCUUGCCAAGCUGAAGAUUGAAGGAUAUAGUGGUAUGAAAUCUCCGUAUUGGAUGGAAAAUCCCAUGCUCACCAACUUGACAUAUAUUUCGCUCGCAUGUUGUAACAACUGGCAACACCUUCCACCUCUAGGCAGGCUACCUUCACUCAAAUAUCUCUACUUAAGAGACAUGAAUGCAGUGAGAAGAAUAGAAGAAUCCUUUUAUGGCUGUGAGGUUACUUUUGCCUUCCCAUCUCUUAAGUUGCUCUCAAUUGUUAGGUUUCCAUUGCUAGAGGAGUGGGUUGAAGUGGAGGGUAUGAUUAUGUUUCGGCGGCUCGAGCAACUCUGCAUUAGUCAAUGCAGUGUAUUGAGAAAUAUUCCAGCAUUGCCAUCUACUCUCGCUUAUCUAGAAAUAAUUGAUGUUGGUUUGUCUACUCUUCCUGCAACUUACCAUUCUUGUGAAACAACAGUAAGUCAAAAGCCACUAUGUUCCAGGCUGAAGAUCUGAAGGUGUCCAAACCUAGUC
Lolium rigidum is the source of this 2969-nucleotide messenger RNA. RefSeq names its product putative disease resistance protein RGA3. Gene Ontology annotation, biological process: defense response to other organism. The transcript has 2 exons. Gene Ontology annotation, molecular function: ADP binding. NCBI's taxonomy places the organism in Eukaryota, Viridiplantae, Streptophyta, Magnoliopsida, Poales, Poaceae. The record is from RefSeq and is a predicted model, not a curated record. Bases 105 to 2951 code for a protein of 948 amino acids.